GUUAUUGAAAAAAAAUUACAGUUGCGUAAAUUAUGGAGAAGGCGUCAAAGAAGCUAUUUAUUUUCAGUCUCUGCAUCAUGUUUGGUAUUUUAGUAACAAGAAGAUGCAACGCAACUACAUACUUUGUAGGAGACACGUCCGGUUGGGACAUAAGCUCCGAUCUUGAAUCUUGGCCUCUAGGCAAGCGAUUCUCUGUUGGUGAUGUUCUAAUGUUCCAAUACUCAUCGACGCAUAGUGUCUACGAAGUGGCGAAAGACAACUUCGAAAGCUGCAACACUACGGACCCGAUCCGUACGUUCACAAAUGGGAACACGACCGUUGCUCUGUCCAAACCGGGAGACCGGUUCUUUGUCUGUGGUAACCGGCUCCAUUGCUUCGCUGGUAUGAGGCUACAAGUUAAUGUCGAAGGCAAUGGCCCAUCUCCUGCCCCUGUGGGUGCUCCACGGGCCGCCCCAGCAGGAACUCUUCAGCCAUCUUCUAAAAAGAAUAACCCUGCGACCGGGGUUGCUAGCUCGGCUGCCCACGUUGGUGGCCGCGGUCUGAGGGGUAGUAUGAAUUAUUUUGUAUAUUUGAUGGUUUUUACUUUUCCUUUGAUAUUGUAUUUUAUUAACAACUAACAUAUAAGAGUUUUUUUUAAUAUAAGAGUUUUCAUA
Messenger RNA from Raphanus sativus (radish), 653 nucleotides. RefSeq names its product mavicyanin. The record is from RefSeq and is a predicted model, not a curated record. The transcript is spliced from 2 exons. Gene Ontology annotation, molecular function: electron transfer activity. Lineage: Eukaryota; Viridiplantae; Streptophyta; Magnoliopsida; Brassicales; Brassicaceae. The coding region runs from base 33 to 617 and encodes 194 amino acids. Gene Ontology annotation, cellular component: plasma membrane.